AGCGCACAGUUGUGACGAAUUUGAAACGGGUCCCGUGGACGACGUAACAACAAAAUUAAUUUUGAAAGAUUUUUAAAAUACCUAUGUACUUACCUUGUUGUAGCACUAACAGGAUAAGGAACAGUCAGCAAUAGCAUUGCAACACCCUUCAUACUUUCUUCACUUUCGUAAUCAACUUUCAUCUUAGUAGUCGCAGAAUUCACACAAGAUGGCUGCUGUCGCUGGGGCGGCUCCAGCCACAGCGGAUGUCGUAGUUUCGAAUACAGCGGCGGUGCCGGCAGUGGAGAUUGAGGCGGCGCAAAAUUCCAAUCUACUCCCGACGACAAAUCCCACAGCCGGCAGCGACGGAGCCGCAAUUGGACGAGAAAACGGCGGCCAACUACAGAUGAACAGUGGAGAAGUAGCCGUUGAACAAGACCAAGCUCCCGCAGCUAAUGCUCCUGGAGCUGUAGCGACCCCGAACACGACAACGACCGUACCGACGAAUGUGCAGCGCAUCCCACGGCCGCCCCGGGGGGGUGGACCCACCUCCGCGGCAGGGUCUUCAUCAUCGGCGAGUCCCAAGAAGGGCAGGGGCGGGGCACCCUCCGCCCAGGACGAAGCCAUCAACCUGCCCCUGGCGGAACUGAAGCGGUUGAACCGGCGGAAGGAGCAGGGGCUGGUGGCGCGCGUGGUGCGGUCGCCCGGCAAGCUGUGGCAGGCCGCAAAGGACACCGUGGUGCGGACCGAGCUGCGGAAGGAGGUCGUGGCGGAGAACAAGAAGAAGCAGCGCGCCAUGGCGCGCGUGCAGUUUCUGCGGCACCAGCGGUUGCGGCAGGCCAUGGCCGACGUGGUGCGGCGGGACGAGGAUCCCCACGCCGCCGCCGCGGGCUCGGACGACGAGAAGGUAUCCAUUGCAAAUAUGUCUGGGUCGGGAAGAUUGCGAGAUUUGUAUUGCUGAACUCGCAUGCCCCUGAGCUCUGUAAUGCAUGUUGUGGAAUCGCACUGACCCUCUGUCAUGCAAAAACGCGACCUCUCAUGCGGGUUACGCACGACGCAGCCGCUCAGAAAUUUGUCAUGCGCGGCCGCGUAUUGGAAUCAGUUUGUGACGCAUGUAUUAGCAUCAUAAGUUUCCAGACCCAGACACGUUUGCAAUGCAUAGAAGGAGCCGGGCCACGACGACAUGACCGAGCGGGGGCGGCUCUGGGCCGAGUACCGCCGCAACUUCCGGGGCGAGGAGCGCUACUCGCGGCUGAAGAUUUUCAUGUACCUCGACACCGUGUCGCAGCGGAUUUUAAAGGACGUGAUGCUCUACGUGCACGUCGUGAUGUACGUCGUGUGCCGCAUCUGUCUGCACAACGGGCUGGUGGACCUGCCGGACGAGUACGAAUCCUUUUCCGAUUCCAUCAAGGUGGUGGCCGGGUUCGCCACCAUCUUUUACCUGAACUUCACCGUGGGCCGCUAUUUCGACAUGUUUUGGUCGCUGAACGACCUGCGGAACGAGUGUACGGCGGUCACGUCGAGUUUCUGCGCCGUGCUCUCCUCGUCGUGGACCAGCACGGAGGACGCCACGGAGCAGUACGAGGCGUGCCGAAAGAUGUUCGGCUACAUGACCGCCGCCUUCGUGGUCACGUUCGCGGACUUCGGCGCGGAGUCCGUCCGCGAAGACUCGCUGCUGCCCUUCAUUCACUCGCGCCACGUCUUCAUCGACCACGACGACUACGAGCAGCUGAAGAACCUGGUCAUGCUGCCCGCCCGGCUGGUAUCAACUGCAAAUACUUCUGGGUCUGGGAGAUUGCGAUAUUGAUUGCCAUGCUAGUCUGGUAUGGCUCUGAAAUCUGUAUUGCGUGGCCGAGAAGAGCUUCUCUUGCCUGUCAUGCAAAAACGCUGUUUCUCAUGCGGAGUACGCAACUCAGAACCACGAAAAAACUUGUCGUGCUGGGCAGCACAUUACAGAGUGCUCGCUCUUCCCUUCCUUGCAUCACAAGUUUAUUCCAGACCCAGACAUAUCUGCAAUGCAUAGCUGGGGUCCAUGACAAACACCCCCUACGCGGAAUCCGGGGUGUACAACCUGUCUUACCGCGCGGCGGCGCUGGUGGAGCUGGGGCGCAAGAACAACUGGAUCUCGGCCCCCCAGGCCGCCGCACUGAACAGCCGGCUCGCCCGCAUCCAGGCGGACUCCAUCAAGAUGAGCAACUUCGCGCUGUCGGUACUGCCCUACCAGUUUUUGCACUUCCUCGUGUUCAGUCUCUUCAUCGUCACCUUCCUGUCCACCUACGAGGCCGCGCUGAUCGACACGAUCAAGACCGGGAUCGACACGCCCUACAAACACUUUCCCUACCAGGCGCUCGGCCUGGUGGUCAUGUACUGGUUCUGGCUCGGGCUGGUUUACCUCGCACAGACGCUGGAGGACCCCUGGGGCGACGAUCUGGACGACUUCGACGUGCGCGGCUACUGGCAGGCGGAGUACCUGCGGGAGCUGGAAAUUUUGAACUUUGCGUUUGAGUCCUGCGACGUGGCCAAACUGGAGCAGGACCUGUGGAUGCGGCUGAACCGGAAGCACGUCAGCGAGGACUUCGAAAACAUGAUGAGCAACGUGCACCUCACGUCCCUGCUCGGGUUUUCGCACAUUGGCGGGGAGCGGAAAACGAUGAAGCGUCCGCAGAAGCACUUGGCGAACUUGAUUGAAAUGGCAAAGCAGUACGGCGUAGAGGAGGAGCAAAAGCGGCAAAGCAAUCUGGAGGCCGAACGGCAACGGCAGACGGAGCAGGGCGCAUACGAUAGUAAUUUUCACAACGUCGGGCUCGGGGGUAGCACCGGAGCUGGUGGUGCAGUGGCAGUAGUCCAGCAAGCCGAGGGGGAGGCGGUUUAUGUAGGCGGAGAGGACGUGGUGAUAGAAGAGGGCGGCUUAGAUGAAGAGUUUUAUGACGAGACGCAGGCCGCGUAUGGUGGCCAGUACGCAACGACAGCAGCUGACGAGCAGUACGAUGGAGUUGCCUACGAGGAUGGAACAGCGUACGUCGAGACAACAGGCGCAGGAGGCACUAGCAACUUUUACUACAACGACGCAAAUGUAGGUGUCACGGAAAUGGAAGAUGAUGAUGAUGAUGAUGAUGAUGAUGAUGAUGAUGGUGGGGAGAGAGACUUUAGAAGUAGAGGUGGUUUUCUGAAUAGUUACUACGAAGAAGAUGAUGUAGCACUAGCACCACAUUCUGCUCGUCACUGGAAAUAGUUCACGAGUAAGCAUUUUCUGUAGGAUGACUGUGAUGGUCCGUUUUUUCGUGGAAACUAAGUGAGUAAUAGUAGUGUACAUGAUCAUAGUUGUGGCUACACUCAUCUAAGUGCAAGUAUCAUAGUAUUCCGAACUUCUGCGAUGGUUGAGAAAAGUUUGUGCGCAUUCAUAGUCUGACGCGCUAUACGCGCCAUGAUACAACUAGGUCGUUUUGCAGAGUGACAAGAGGAUAAUGUGACCGCAGGAUAUGUUUUUCUUUUUCCGUUGGUGAAAAAUGCA
Messenger RNA from Amoebophrya sp. A120, 3490 nucleotides. The record is from the annotation of a GenBank genome assembly. Lineage: Eukaryota; Dinophyceae; Syndiniales; Amoebophryaceae.